This is a messenger RNA of Lotus japonicus, 2291 nucleotides long. RefSeq names its product replication protein A 70 kDa DNA-binding subunit A-like. The coding region runs from base 165 to 2042 and encodes 625 amino acids. Gene Ontology annotation, molecular function: single-stranded telomeric DNA binding; damaged DNA binding. NCBI's taxonomy places the organism in Eukaryota, Viridiplantae, Streptophyta, Magnoliopsida, Fabales, Fabaceae. The record is from RefSeq and is a predicted model, not a curated record. Gene Ontology annotation, biological process: meiotic cell cycle; nucleotide-excision repair; telomere maintenance via telomerase. Gene Ontology annotation, cellular component: nucleus; DNA replication factor A complex. The transcript has 2 exons.
UUAUGAUUUUUGCACAGAAUCAAAAUUAUUAACCCGUUUGUUCCACCGACCCGCCAACCGUUCCGGUUUAUCUAUCGGUUCAGCCCGCGAAACCGUUCUCGAAUUUUCGCUCUCUUUUUCUCUUCAUUCCAGAGUUUGCUUCGGAAUCGAGAACCAGAAGCACGAUGUCGGUGAAUCUGACGGCGAACGCGAUUCCGACGAUUAUCGGCGGCGACGUGAACGCGAAGCCGCUAGUCCAGGUUCUCGACGUUGCCUUAGUCUCCGGCGGCAACAACUCUCAGCAGCAGCAGAGGUACCGUGUUGUGCUCUCUGACGCCGUUUCGUCUCACCAAGCCAUGCUCGCCGCUCAGCUCAAUGACCAUGUCCGAAACGGCCGAGUGAAGAAGGGUUCCGUCGUUCAGCUUAUCGAUUAUAUAUGCUCUACUCUCCAGAAUCGCAAGAUUAUUGUGGUGCUUAACAUGGAAACUAUAAUUCUGGAUUGCGAGAUCAUUGGGAACCCGAAGUCAUUUAUGAAUUCUGAUUUACCAAUUUUGAGAAAUGCUGCGGAGAAUUUGCCCAGGAGUAGUGGUAAUAAUUUGGCUGCUAAGAAUGCAAGUCAUAAUGUGCAGAAUUUCAGACCAACGGUUCAACCGGCAUACCAACCACCUCCUGUUUACAAAGGUCGUGGUGCGAUUGUGAAAAAUGAGGCACCGGCACGCGUCAUUCCUAUUGCUGCUUUAAAUCCUUAUCAAGGUAGGUGGGCUAUCAAGGCAAGGGUAACAGCUAAAGGGGAUCUGCGCCGCUAUAAUAAUGCUCGUGGAGAUGGGAAAGUCUUCUCGUUUGAUCUUCUUGAUUCUGAUGGAGGUGAAAUACGAGUAACAUGCUUUAAUUCUGUAGUUGAUCGCUUCUAUGAUUCAAUUGAGGCUGGUAAAGUUUACUUGAUAUCCAGAGGUAGCUUGAAACCUGCACAGAAGAAUUUCAACCAUUUGAAGAAUGAAUGGGAAAUUUUUUUGGAUUCAAAUUCAACUGUUGAGCUUUGCCCAGAUGAGGAUGGUUCUAUACCUAGACAGCAGUUCUCCUUCAGGCCGAUAAGUGACAUUGAAAAUACUGACAGUAACUCCAUCCUUGAUGUUAUCGGGGUAGUGACUUCUGUGAAUCCUUCAGUUCCCAUCUUGAGGAAGAAUGGAAUGGAAACUCAGAGAAGAGUUUUGAAUCUAAAAGAUAGUUCAGGCAGGAGUGUUGAGUUAACACUUUGGGGUGAAUUCUGCAAUAGGGAAGGACAAAGGCUUCAAGAGAUGGUAGAUGCUGGGGUUUUCCCCAUUUUGGCAGUCAAAGCUGGGAAGGUUAGUGACUUCAGUGGCAAGUCUAUUGGUUCUAUUUCUACUACACAGCUUUUCAUUAAUCCAGAUUUCCCUGAGGCUCAUAGCUUAAGAGAUUGGUUUGAUCAAGUUGGAAAAGAUUCUGCUUCUUUAUCAAUUUCUAAGGACUUCAUUCCUGGAGGACCAAAGAAUGAGAUACGCAAAACUGUGUCUCAGAUCAAAGAUGAAGGUCUGGGACGGUCAGACAAGCCAGACUGGAUAACAGUCAGGGCGACCAUAUCAUUCAUGAAGACUGAUACAUUUUGUUACACAGCUUGCCCUCUGAUGAUUGGAGAUCGACAGUGCAGUAAGAAAGUAACUAGGUCAGGGAACAUGAGUUGGCAAUGUGAUAGAUGCAACCAAGAGUUUGAGGAGUGUGACUACCGGUACCUUCUCCAAGCUCAAAUCCUGGAUCACACAGGAUUAACUUGGGUAACUGCUUUCCAGGAAGCAGGGGAAGAGAUUAUGGGGUGCUCCGCAAAGGAGUUGUACUUCUUGAAAAAUGAAGAGCAGGAUGACGACAGGUUUGGAGAAAUAAUCAAGAGUAAACUCUUCAACCAUUUUGUAUUCAAGCUGAAAAUAAAAGAGGAAUUAUAUGGUGACGAACAGAAGGUGAAGAUUACAGUGGUCAAGGCAGAUCAGGUGAAUUAUUCUUCAGAGAGUAGAUACAUGCUUGAUUUGAUUUCCAAAUUUUGUAGGCAGUGAUUGUAAUGUGGUUCAAGUGUAAUUUCAUGCAACGAUCAUGCCUAUUAGUAUUAGUUUACAAGCUUUGCAUAGAAACAGUCAUUAGCUUUUCCAUUUCUUUUUUGGUGUAGUAUUCUUUCAUAUCACACAGGAGGAUCUAUAACACUUUUAAGCGAGCGUUUACAUAGGAUAUUUCGUUCCUCCCAGUGGUAACUAAUAUUUCUGUAUGAUCACACACUAUUCUCAAUUUAUCUACUAUUAUUCUGCUUA